Messenger RNA from Sungouiella intermedia, 2493 nucleotides. Lineage: Eukaryota; Fungi; Ascomycota; Pichiomycetes; Serinales; Metschnikowiaceae. The record is from the annotation of a GenBank genome assembly.
AUGAGUAUCGUUGUGCAGAAAAAAAUACGGAGCUACCUUGCCAUUAAGGACGAUCUCCACAAGAAGUAUGUCACCAUCACCCAGAAACAGGUAGACACGGACCUACGCCAGGGUUUGAUGGAUCUUUACGAGUUUGACCAGUUGUGUUACUCGUACUAUGCAUUGAAGUCGUACUACGACCUCUCGAAGUCGCGCUGGGACCUGGAUUACCGUAAUCUUCUCGAUGACCUAUCGUCGUUACACCUUCGAAUUGAAGACAAGAUUCCUGUGGCAGAGUUGUAUCUGGAGCUCCCAGAACUUUCCGUACUUCGACGGGAAUUCAGAGAGAACGCUAGGGAGGGCGGAAAGGUGGCAUACCUGAUAGUGUCGCUGUCUGUUGACAUGAGUGUCUUGAAAGAGAUUUUGGGGGUGGAUAUCCAGAAAUCUACAACUGGAACGCCAUUAGAGGAGAACAACAAAAGGGAUUCAGGUAAAUUGGCUAUGCAUGCUUCUGUUGCAGAACUGUCGACAGGUUACUCAUCGCAGUCGUCUCAGGUUUCUGCUCCUCAACCUUUGGUUUCUCAUCCUAAGUCAUCCCAAUCUGUUGUGUCCCAUUCAAUUCAAUCAGCGGUAUCCCAUUCAACUCAACCAUUGAUAUCCCAUUCAGCUCAACCAGUGGUAUCUCAUUCAACUCAACCAUACCAACCUGUGGUGUCUCCUCCAUCACAUUUCGUGACAUCCCAGCAUCUGAAACCUCAACCCGUGGUAUCGCAACAUCUGACAGUUCCAUCUACACCUUAUCAGCUUGCUGGAUCUGGUGCUCCCAGUGCUUUCGAAAAUCAUCGAUCUCCCGGUUAUCACGCUUUCCAGUUUCAACUGCCUCAGUCGCUUAACGAUCAGCGAAGCCAUGCUUACGGUGCCUCAGGGCACAAUGUUCCACCAUCUGCUUCUCAUGCUCCUACAAGUUUUUCUCCACCAUCGCAGACUGUACUUCAACAAGUGAACACUAAACUUUCACAUUCUAAUCCAGCAGUUGCUAGUUCCAGUUUCAAUGCUUCAAAAAGACCAUCAACAUCGGAGGAUAUCGUUGUGAAGAAAAGGAAAAAUGAGGACGAUGACUUCGGUGCGUUUGGUACAUGGACUAGAGAGCAUAACUAUUGCAUCUUCAAGGCUGUAAUGGAUGACCCACUUCGCACGUCUCAAUCAAUUUAUCUGGCCAUUUACAAGCAAUUUGGCAUCACACUCUCUCAGCGAGCCAUUGCAACAUUAGAGCUGCACUACGGGUACUCUGACAGAACACAAGAUAAGUACCAAUACUACAUUCAGGCGUUCCAUCUGGUAGCCUCCCAGUUCCAUGAUAAUCCGAACUACGUGACUGUUCCAUGGGCUGAUAUUCGCUUGCAAUUUGCCAGAAAGACUGGAUUGACACUCGCAGACUGGGAGGUACGUGGCCGUUACCUGCUAUUCUUGCUUCAUCGCAAAGUAUAUGGUGCCAACGGUGAGCCACCUUCAAAUUACAGCGACUUGGUUGAAGAGUGGAAGAAGCUGCUAAAUCUUCGCAACCUGUCGCCUAACCUAAGAGCCAGUCCACCAGCCACGCAGCAACAAGCAGGAUUAGAAUUCCAGGCGGGAAACACUUCGAUUUCUGUCGAAGAUGAAGAGCAGUUGUGGACACCACUUUACGUGGAUGCACUUAUUGAAGCACACAGCAAGCUUCCUCUAAAUUUAAUGAACCGCAUGUUGGUGAUAAAACACUACAUUAAGCUCAAGACGAACAAGGAAUUUGAUGUGAAGGAGAUCGAGAGCAGACUGAGAUGGAGAGAUGUGGAGCUCGGAGUGUCUAAGUUAUUACGCCAAAGGGAAAAAGAGAUUAAGGAAGUACAGAUGAGUGCCAGCGCCGCCAAUCGGAUAUCAAGUGCUGGAACUUCGUUGCAGACAGACUCAAGAAACCCGCAAGUUAAUUUGGGUCAUACUGUUCACCCUACAUCAGCAAAGCAGACCGCUUCCGGAGCUACCACUCAACUCUCUAAACCUUCUAGUGAAUCGUCCACUAACGCUCCUGCCAGUGUUCCCGCAGAAACCAACGCCACUGCUGCAAAUAUUCCUGCAAGCACCCCUAAUCAUCUUGCUAAAGCUCCAGUUGCAUCACAACAGACUUCAAGUGACGGAUCGGGCCAGUUUGACCAGUUGCUCACUCGCAUCGAAAAACUGACAAAGCCAGAUUGGUAUUAUAAGGCAAAGUUCAAGCCUUCUAUUUACACAGACUUCUGGGAUUACGAGAAGUGUAAAUGUGUUUAUGUAACCGUUGAAUUCUUUGCCGGUGUUCCAGCGGACACUCCUGAUCUCACAUUGAGAGUGGCACGGUCAAACUUGAAGAAAAUGACACGAUUGAGACUACUUCGUGGAUUCAAAAUCAAAGUGCUGGAGAAUUUGGUAGAGAACAAGCUCAUGAACAUGAUGGAACAUGAUGUUUUUACUCCCGCCAUGAUCAAGGUGACCAAGAAUGCCAUUUAA